Aureobasidium uvarum is the source of this 1221-nucleotide messenger RNA. The record is from the annotation of a GenBank genome assembly. NCBI's taxonomy places the organism in Eukaryota, Fungi, Ascomycota, Dothideomycetes, Dothideales, Saccotheciaceae.
AUGGGUUGUAACACCGAGUCCAAAACCAUCGAGCCUCAAACGUCAGAACAUUGGUUUCAAGCCCUGGAUCCUAUCGACCUCUCAGAAGUAUGCAAGAACGACCUUGAGACAUGGUCAAUCGAAAAGAAGAAAGAGCCGUAUCUUACAGUCCACUACGACAACACACCAUGUCCCAUGUCAGAUACCAUCCCUUUCUCAGCAGAAAAGCGGAUCCGAGACUCGAUAUGUAUCUACAUGGAGCGCCUGGCAGAAGGACAUCACCAUGUUCAUCGAGUGCCCAAGAUGUUGUCAAAGCUCACCAGAAUCAACUCGACAAGUUUCUGUGGCACCGCGCCCUCGACAAAACAACUUUCUCACGAGUUGAAGGCCUACAGACAGAAGUUGGAUGACAAGCGCACUGAGUUGACAUGCGAAAAACUCUUGAACUUGGAAAAGGAGUUGAGCGCUACGGCCGAAAUUGUCCAACAAAAGUUGAGAGCCCAUGAAAGCGCUACAAGCGAAGAGGCUUCAAGUCCAUCCAGCAAACACAGCCUGACCUCACGGGCAAGCGAUCUCUCCAAAAAGGUCGCAAAAAGGNUCUCACGAAGCUUCCGCGACUCUAUGCUCUGCACCGCAUCAGAACACAACACCGCUCUUUGUCCGAGAACCAUCUCAAGAUCAAGCUGGACUUCCACCACAUCAAGACUAGCCGACAAGGUCCGCACCCUCGUCGACAAACAACACACACCCAGAAACUCCAUCAAAUCUACCACCGCGGAUCAGGAAGUCACACCAGAAUCUUCAGUGAUCUUCAACCCCGUCAUCUGGAAACUGUCUCCAGGUCGCAAAACCGCAUCCCUGAGAAGAACCCUCAAAAAGCCAUCCAUCUCAUCUCUCAAACCCGCUCUCAAGAGAAGAUCAACCACAUCAUCACCACCUUCGCCAGCAUCAAUACCACGAUCUUCUAUCGGGUAUACUCAGGACGAACCAUUCGAGCGACGCGAAUGGGUGCCCAGCGAAAAUACCUCGCCCCGGCACAGUAUGAUACGCGAUGGCCCUUCAGACUGCCAAAAGACCGAAAGAGGGUAUGCCGAGUACCACAGCGAGCAUUCUGGCUGGACUUUCAAAAGGACCUCGACCGAAACCACAGACUCCGCGGAUGAACGACCUUUGGGAUGGGAUCUUCGCAAAGUCUCUGCUGCAACUUCAACUUCGAAAUACAGUAGAUCCAUAUCUGGAUAA